AUGUUUAAGCUCUCUCUCCUGAGCCGGGGACACGGGAAGUUGGUCCAGAACAAACAGAAGUUGGAGGUCUAUUUUGAACCAGAGGAUUACUUGAACUGGAAGUCCCCAGAAGACUAUGUCCUGGUCAGCAAACCUCAGAAUGAGGAGGAUGCCAACCAGCAUUCUUGGAACCUCUUUCUUCCUAAGACUUUUAGCACACGAAAGGGUGCCCUGAUCCUCUACUCAGAAGGGCUAGCCAUCUCAGCAUGGACCCCCAAAGAGAGGAGAAAGGGCUCCUGCUGCCCUAAAGGUCACAAGAAGGGGCUGGAUCUUGAACUUCGUACCCUUCAAGAUCUGAAAGAAGCUGUCCUGGCAUAUGGAAGGAAGCAGAGGGAGCAGGACAGAGCCUGGCAACCGUACCUGUACUUCCGAAGUCAGCCAGACAGCCAGGCCCAAAGAAAGAUCCAACCUGGGUAUUCAGCUAAGAGAUACCUCCGAGGCCUCUUGCGGACUUGGCCCCCUGACACCAUGUACAGGUUCCAAUGUGCAGGACACAUCAAGGAUUCUGUGCUGCUUCAGGAAAGUCAACUUAAUGUGCCAAAGAGUCUCAGGCCACAACAGGAUCUUUCAGGUGUGCCCCCAAAAUACCAUCUCCUGCCUGUCUUCCCUCCAUUUUGGAUUCAACAAGAAAAAUCUUUUGAACAAGGUCAAUGGGGCCUGGAUGAAGAGGAAGCUGGGGCUGGUGGACACAUGAACCAGGACUCUGUAGCCAAGAACCGUAGUAGUCGAGAGACUCACUUGCUGCCACAUAGGAAGCAGCCCUGGCAGGAAGAGAAAACCCCAGCAGAGGACACAUCAGUGGAGGAUCAUCUUCAUAUACAUGCUUCAGAGGAAAGCCACAAUGAAAAGACACAGCAAACCUCCAAGAAGGCCCUUGGGCAUGCCUACAUCAGUCAUUCCUGGCUCCUGAGUGACAAAUCCCACAUGACAUUUUAUGGAGGUGCCUUCCCCAAUAGGAAGGCUGAUCUCAGUGACAAACAAGGAAAUAUGAAAUGGCACAGGGCCAGAGGCAGCCACUUGCCACAGGAGCUUCCUGCUGCAAGGUGCCUUCUCCCUCCAAUAACAUCUGCCAUUGGCUCAGAACAAAACACCCCUGGGGAAGCAAAGAAAAAAAAGGCGCCAAAGGCUUUGAAAUUACCUCCCAUUUCAGAAGAACCACCCAGAGUCCCCAACCCCCUGAGGAGGCAAUUUAAAGCUAAUGAACCCCCAACAGAGCUCUUCAUCAUCCCAAUGGAGAUUCAUUUCCACACCAAACACCCCCCAAAAGAAAAAGCCUGCAGAAGAGGUGCUCCAUGCCCUGAGUCAGAACCAGAAACAGAAGAGGCCAGGCCUUUAUGGAGGCCUCCCCUGAAGCAUGCGUCAUUACAAAGGCCAAUGGCCAUAACUGUGCAUCUUCCAGUGGACACAGGCAGGGACACGCCCUCUCCAUCAGUUGACAGUGUUCUGUCCCUGAAUGUGAAACCACCACUGGACCUCCCACCCCUGAUUAGAGAAAGGAAACGGCGGGAGAGCCAGGAGGACCGGGACAGCCUCCACACAUCAAGCCGCAGCAGCCCCACAGGCACCCCAAAUGUGAGGACACUGGCAACAGGACAAGAAGAUUCCAGAGAUCCUACACUGGGGCGCUUCUUGCUGGGUCCAGAUGGAGAAAACAUCUGCCCUUCCCUCCCAGAGCCCACCGGAACCAAGGCUACUCCCACACUGAAAGCCUAUGAAUCUGCCUAUUCAAACAUCAGCCAUGAAGAGGAAGGAUCCAGUAUCCAGCAAGUCCUGCAAACAAACACUGAAUCUGGAACCAAUCUUCGCAUGAAUCUUUAUGAAAUUUCACCUUUGACCCAAACAACAGAGAAGCAGGGAGCCCCGCAGUCCUUGGAGGCAGCAGCUCAGAAGACGGGAGAACCUCAAAGUUGUAUAAAUAAAGGGCUGAUUUGUUCAAACGGAAAAGAAUUUUACACACGCAAGCUGCACAUCGACAUGACGCCGUUCCUGAAGGAAAGUGGAGAUGAACUGGACUCUCGUGAGGAACCAGGAGGAUCCCUCAGAGAAAAUGAUGAAGACAGCCAAGACCCAGAGCGAAGGAGUGUGACUGACCCCCGCAGUGCUUCCCUGGCUGAACAUAUCCAGACCCCUGAGGCAGAUUCUAUGAAAAACAUAGGCAGCAAUUAUGAGGCACAGCACCUGUACAGAGGACUUCCAGGAAGUAGGCCUGAGUCUCCAGAGAAGACCRGUGCUGUGGAUAUAUCUCUUCUAAGAGAAAGAGAAGGGAAGAUUGGACCAAGAUUAUUCAACCAGGAGGCACCAGCCAGCAUCAGCAAUGAGAGGGAGUUGAUCGACAAGUCCAAGAGAAAGAAAAGAAUCAAGACAGAUAAAACCAAAGCACCCAAGAAGGGGAAUGAAGGAAUUGUCCCUGGAGAAGCAAAGGCUAUUUUAGGCAAGUCAAAGGACUCAAUGUCUGAAAAGAAAUCAGAGCUAAUUCCCAAAGAAAAAAAAGCAGGAGCCAAAAGGAAAAGGCCACAGAAGGAAAGGAAUGUGGAGAUGGCAGCAGAGCUGAGUGGGCCUGAUGACAUGCCAGAUAGAGGUUUCUUCCCUUCACACUCCGAUGUGGAGGAUCCUUGGCUUUCUCCCAGACAUAAUGCUCAGGAGAGCCAAGUUUCUAUAGAUGGAAGAUCAUCACAAACCCAGACCAUGGCUGUCACUGGAAAUGUGGAAUCAAAAGAAGAGAGAAGCUGUGAAGACCCUUCAGAGGCCCUCACUAAGAGGGAGCAGCAGAAGGCUUCCCAGGACAGGCURCGAGCAGAGAGGGCUGAGAUGAGGCGAUUGGAGGUGGAGAGGAAGAGAAGGGAGCAGGAACAGCAGAGCCGGCUCCAGCAGGAGGAGCUGGAGAGAGCAGAGAAGAUGAAGGAGGAGCUGGAGCUGGAACUGCAGAGCCGCAGAGAGGAGAACCGCUUGAGGCGGCAGAGACUGGAAGAAGAACGGCAGCGGCAGGAAGAGGUGGAGAGAAAGCAGCGGCUCCAGUUGCAAGCAGCACAGGAGAGAGCCAGGCAGCAGCAAGAGGAAUUCCGGAGGAAACUGCAAGAACUACAGAGAAAAAAGCAGCAAGAGGAAGCUGAGAGAGCUGAGGCAGAGAAGCAAAGGCAGAAGGAACUGGAAAUGCAGUUAGCAGAAGAACAAAAACGCCUGAGGGAAAUGGCUGAAGAGGAACGACUGGAGUACCAGAGGCAGAAACAGGAAGCAGAAGAGAAGGCUCGGGCAGAGGCUGAGGAGAGAAGGCAGAAGGAAGAGGAAGCAGCUAAGCUGGCUUUGGAGGAAGCCAUGAAACAAGAUCAGGAACAAGCCAGGCAAAAAGCUGCUUUGGAAAAACAUCUUCAUUUCCAUCGAGAACUCCAGAAGGAAGCCAGAGGCCUGCUGUGGACACAGAACAUUUCCAGACCAUGGGUUUACUCUUAUUUCCAGUUCCUAGAAAUACCCAGGCCAUAAGGAUAAAAGAAAGCUUUAAAAAAGUAAGUUGAGACGCAGUGAUGGAAAAAAGAGAAACUUCCUUUCAUAAUAAAGUUCCGCCCU
This is a messenger RNA of Urocitellus parryii (Arctic ground squirrel), 3600 nucleotides long. The record is from RefSeq and is a predicted model, not a curated record. Lineage: Eukaryota; Metazoa; Chordata; Mammalia; Rodentia; Sciuridae.